Aspergillus vadensis CBS 113365 is the source of this 438-nucleotide messenger RNA. RefSeq lists its product as uncharacterized. NCBI's taxonomy places the organism in Eukaryota, Fungi, Ascomycota, Eurotiomycetes, Eurotiales, Aspergillaceae. The record is from RefSeq and is a predicted model, not a curated record. The transcript has a single exon. Bases 54 to 287 code for a protein of 77 amino acids.
GCGGGAAACAACGUGACAACGUCAUUUGCUGUUCUCACUCCAUUCAUUCAUGGAUGUCAUUUCUCUUUCAGCCUCAGCCUUUCCCUCUCUCUUUGUCUGCUUGCUCAUUGUUAAACCUUCCUCGAGCUUCCCUUAGGAAACCUUGCUUGUCCGAGGCAGGUCGCACACACCACUCUCCGCGCAAGUCGGUCGGGCUUCGUGGUCUCUUUUCCGCCCACAUCUCCGGGAACCAAUUCCCUCCCUCCCUCCCUCCUCCCCUCCGUCAAUUGAUCGCAGCCGACGUCUAGCCCAUCAUGCUGUCGCUUUUGUGGUCGGUUUUCUUCGUCCAUGUCGCCAUCUAUCUGGUUAAUACCAUUGGCGCUAGCACGAUUGAUAAUCUGGUAUGUUAUGUCUGAGAGCUUCUUGGGGGGCGGCCAUUUAGCUGUCAUGCCUUGAGCU